AUUUCCUCUUCGUGCUGCGCCGGGCCCCAUCGCGGGGGAGGCCGGAGGUUGCGGCCAUGGAGGGGCUGGGGGCGGCAAGUGCUGAGGGGGAGAAAGUUCUUCUGGAGCUGGACCAGGGAAAAGGAAUGGCUAUGGGUAACCAACACCCAUCCAUAAAACGGUUACAUGAAAUACAGAAAGAAGUCAAAGAGAUUGAACAGCAAGUGGCUGUCUUCAGCGGUCUGUCUACCGACCGAGAUUACAAGAAAUUGGAAAGAAGCCUUACAAAACAGCUUUUUGAAAUCGAUUCUGUAGACACCGAAGGGAAGGGGGAUAUUCAGCAAGCCAGAAAGCGAGCUGCCCAGGAAACUGAGAGGCUGCUGAAGGAACUGGAACAAAAUGCAAACCAUCCGCGCAGACUGGAAAUAGAGGCUUUAUUCAAGGAGGCACAGUCACUUGUGGAACGCGAGAUCACCCUUUUUUACAAAGGAGGGAACUGUAUAAGUGAUGAAUUUGAAGAAGGCAUUCAGGACAUUGUAUUGAGGCUCACCCAGGUGAAAACUGGAGGGAAAGUUUCUCUGCGCAAAGCAAGAUACCGAACUCUGACAAAGGUAUGUGCUGUUCAGGAGAUUAUAGAGAGUGGUGUAAAGCAACAGCUGUCCCUGCCACUCUCUAAUGAUGCACAUCCUUCUGUCUCCAAAAUUAACUCUGUAAUGUGUGAAGUGAACAAAGCCAGAGGAACUCUUAUUGCGCUUCUAAUGGGAGUGAGUAGUAAUGAUACCUGCAGGCAUCUGUCCUGUGUGCUCACAGGCCUCAUUGCUGAUUUGGAUGCUUUAGAUGUCUGCGGUCACACGGAAAUAAGAAAUUACAGAAAGGAAGUAGUAGAAGAGAUCAAUAAAUUGCAGAAAUACCUGGACUUGGAUGAAGAAGCAAAUUCUACUCAUGCUUAUGAUUUGGCACAAAAUCAGUCUAUUCUAAAAAUAGAAGAGAUCCGUAAGAAGAUGAAAGAAGUUAAUUCCUUACUUUUAAAAACAGAGAAUGCGUCUGAUUUGUAUCUGGGAUCCAAAGCAGAGUUGCAGGGACUAAUUGCCCAGCUAGAUGAAGUGAGUCCAGGAAAAAAUCCCUGUAUUAGAGAGGCCAGGAGAAGAGCAGUAAUUGAAGUUCAGACUCUUAUAACAUAUAUUGAUUUGAAAGAAGCGCUGGAAAAAAGGCAAAUGUAUCCAGAGCAAACUGCUGCUGAACAUCAGUCUCAUAAAGCAGUUUGGACUGUACUUGGAAACUUGUCUCAAAUUCAGCAAGAGGUGAUUUCAUUUGAUGGAAACAGAACAGAUAAAAAUUACAUGAGACUGGAAGAACUUCUUACAAAACAGCUUCUGGCCCUGGAUGCUGUUGAUCCGCAAGGUGAUGAGCGGUGUAAGGCUGCCAGGAAGCAGGCAGUAAAGCUUGCACAGAAUAUUCUUUACUAUCUGGACAUGAAGACAGAUGAAUGGGAAUACUGAAACAGCCAUGGCCUGACACAGAAGAACAUUUUUCCCUUUGGCACUUUAUGAAGAUCAUUGGCAGCACAUAAUAAAGUGUUCUGUGCUUGCUGAAAUCAUGGAGAUUGCAUAAGCAGUUGACUUGGCUAUAUGUCUGCUAUCCCACGCAGUCACCCACUUGCCAUGGCAACUGUCAGUACACCAUCAGCAAUUCUGGUCACUGCUAUAAGCAGAGAAGUGCAAUUCCCUGAAGGAAUAGCUUAAUACUUGAUCAAAUAGCUUUUUUUUUUUUUUUUUUCCUUUCUUGUUUUAGUUUCAAUAGCCUUGUGCAAUGUUCAGUGAAUGCAGGUUUUUCAAAGACACAGAAAUGUAUGGUACAGUACUGGCAAAACUGUUUAAGGAGACUGGACAUGAAAGUUAGUAUUCAGGCAUGAGGCUCCAUCCAGCAACUUCACAGCAGUCUGGAUGUACUGUUAAUGUGCUGUUAUGAGAUAAAGUACUAAGGGCAAAAAGCCUACUGGCUUUUGGACUGUACUUGAUUUAUUCCAUCCAUCAUACCAUCUAGAUUUCUUAGUUAAUGGAGCUAUAAUGCCAGCUGCAAAUUAGGAUUUACAUAGGCAAUGCCAAUUAUGUCAAUUUUUGUAAUACCUGAGCCCUUUGAUUUGCAAAACCAGGUCUUUUGUUGGUGGAAAUUAUUUCAAGUCAUUGCUUUAGCGUACUGAGACUUGGAGAGGAAAAUCUGUACGUUUGUACCAAACAGAUAAAGGGGAUUUUGAGGAUUUCAAACUGCCAUCCAUAAACCCUUGAAAACUGCACUGAACUUUAUUUAGUGGUUGCUUAGGUGUCUUUUUAAACUCUGCUGUUGCAUCUGGUUUUCACAUUUGGCGAAAACAGAAACAGAGUUCACUUUGAAGUGAAAUGUGCAUUUUGGAAUUAUUUUUGUAAAAUUAGGUAGCCAGCUAUAAAGAUGUCCCUAUAAUGAUGUAAGUUCUAUAAUGAUGUAAGUGCGUGCUACAUGGUCAGGUGUGGCUUCAAGCAUGUCUUGGAAAGACUUGUGGCAAAUGUCUCUCUUUGCAACUCACUCACUAAUUGUUUUAGUAGCUUCAUAAAAAGCUUGCUUAUACUAUUAUAUGCACCUAACUUUUUAUUUGUGGCUGCUAGUGCCAAUCACAUUUCUACUAUAGCAUGUUUUUUGGCAUUUUUGAGAGCAUGGCAUUAAAAUUAUUUAAGUAUAUAUAGAUAUAUAUAAAGAAUAUAGAUAAAUGUAAAGAUAUAUUCAGUUACGGAUAAUUUGCACUCGGCUCUUUCAGGAUGAACUAAUGAAUUAUUGUUCUAUUGGUGAUAAUUUGCACCACUUUUAAGGAGUAAAAACCAUUUCGGACGUUACAAUAAAUUUUUUUAAGAUCUAUUUUUGACUGAUUAGAAAAAACAGUACUGUCUGUGAGAGACAAGUGCCUUUAUGACACUGCUGACUUGCACCGUCAUAUGUAGAUAUAGGAACUGUUUACUGGCAGCUUGAUACAUUUCUAAUCUUUGCAAGCUGGAUUUUUCAGGUAUAUAUCUAAUUCUACUGUAGUAUAUGUCAAGUUAACAUAGUACAAUAGGUGACAGUUGCCCUAUAGAGUCCUGAGAAUGGGUAUCAAAUUUGGGAAAUAUGUAUUCUGCUUAAAAGCUAAAGCAUUGGUGUGGAGCUGGGGGACUUUUGGGCAGGUCUUCUGUACCUAUUGCUACACGAAUAAUAUGUUUGUUCAUAAUAUACUAUGAGAUGUUGAUUGAAGGCUGCAUACCUUAAGAGUGUGAAUAGAUUUUGUUUGUGAUUUCACAGGUGAUUGCUUUGCAAAUCUACUUGCCAAAACCGACCUAAUUGAGUACAUUGCCUAAGGCACAAUUUAGCAAUGACAGAAUGUUUGUCGGAGGAUUCUUCCUGCUCCUUCAGAGACACAACCCCAUUGAAUUUAACACUUCUUCACAAAAAACCAAAAAAAACUCUAAUUAAAAUUCCAAUUUCUAUUUGAAUAUUACAUGGCUAACACAGAAUAUUAAUGAUGUUAUACACCUGAAUUAUUUUACUCAUUUCAAGCUCUCUACAUGUUUGAAUUGCAACUUGUGAUUUGCACUUACAUUUUUAGGAAAGAUAAGGAUUUGAUAUUGUAAUGAUAUUAAUAAUUUUUCUUUAGUAUUACUGUUGAGUCUGUGGUUACUUGUAGUUCGUUUAAACAAUUUAGUGUCUGUGUUCUCUGGCAGAUACAUGUAGUUUUAUAAGUGUUUGAGCCUCUUAUGUAAAAAUGAGUAAGUAUAGUUAUCAGAUCUGUUCUAUUUUAAAUGUGUCUUUUAGUUUUCCUGAAUGAAUCGUUAUGCCUGCAUCUC
Molecule: messenger RNA, 3824 nt
Organism: Cyanistes caeruleus (blue tit)
Lineage: Eukaryota; Metazoa; Chordata; Aves; Passeriformes; Paridae
Gene: BAG5
Product: BAG cochaperone 5
Biological process (GO): negative regulation of protein ubiquitination; protein stabilization; regulation of inclusion body assembly
Cellular component (GO): cytosol; cytoplasm; nucleus
Molecular function (GO): adenyl-nucleotide exchange factor activity; protein-folding chaperone binding
Source: RefSeq, a predicted model, not a curated record